Pristis pectinata (smalltooth sawfish) is the source of this 5538-nucleotide messenger RNA. It is a transcript of the gene sh3pxd2b, whose product is annotated as SH3 and PX domains 2B. The record is from RefSeq and is a predicted model, not a curated record. The coding region runs from base 169 to 3069 and encodes 966 amino acids. Gene Ontology annotation, biological process: superoxide anion generation. The transcript is spliced from 14 exons. Gene Ontology annotation, molecular function: protein binding; superoxide-generating NADPH oxidase activator activity; phosphatidylinositol binding. Lineage: Eukaryota; Metazoa; Chordata; Chondrichthyes; Rhinopristiformes; Pristidae. Gene Ontology annotation, cellular component: cytoplasm.
ACAAAACAGUGAAGCUGAUGGCAGCGGGGACGGGAGUGUGCGGGAGGAUCGGGGUCAGCAAGUGAGCGCGGCGGAUGAGGAAUCGCCGAAGUGCAGCAGCGAUUGCAGCCGGCUGCGGCUCUGGGAUUUCACUGCAAGGGUUUAGAUCGGAUCGCAGCGGCUCGGAUCAUGCCUCGGCCAUCCAUUGUAGACGUGAAGGUGCAAGACGUGCAGAAAAGACGGAUCCCGAAUAAGCACUAUGUUUAUAUCAUUCAAGUCACAUGGUCCAGUGGUUCCACAGAAGUCAUCUACAGACGCUACAGCAGGUUCUUCAAUCUGCAGAUGCAGUUGUUGGAUACGUUCCCAGUGGAGGGAGGCCAGAAGGACCCUAAGCAGCGUUAUAUUCCUUUCCUGCCAGGUAAAAUCCUCUUCCGACGAAGUCACAUCAGGGAUGUUGCAGUAAAACGGUUGAAGCCAAUAGAUGAAUACUGCAGGGCCCUGAUCCGACUACCAGCCCAUAUCUCUCAGUGUGACGAAGUCCUCCAGUUUUUUGAAACAAGACCCGAAGACUUAAACCCGCCAAAAGAGGAACCAAUUGCAAAGAAGAAAUCUGGGCUUGCAAUAAUCCAGAGAACGGCAUCGUUUCUAAAGAGAGGUGGAGAUGGGACGUCUGCAGACCAGUUUUUCCUGGAUCAGUAUGUGGCAGUGACCAAUUAUGACAAACAGGAAAGCACUGAGAUUAGUCUGUAUCAGGGCCAAGUCGUGGAAGUAAUAGAGAAAAAUGAAUCUGGGUGGUGGUUUGUCAGCACAUCUGAUGAGCAGGGUUGGGUUCCUGCCACGUGUCUGGAGGCCCAGGAUGAAGCUCAGGAUGACCUUUCAAUUGUUAGUGCCAAGCCAGGGGAAGAGGAGAACUUUGUGGUCAUUUAUCCAUAUUCGGCAAGAGAUAAUGAUGAGAUUGAUUUGGAACGAGGUGCAGUGGUGGAAGUUAUACAGAAGAACCUGGAAGGCUGGUGGAAAAUCAGGUAUCAGGAUCGGGAAGGCUGGGCUCCUGCUUCCUACUUGAAAAAGGCUUCAAAUGAUCUAUUGAGGCAGCAGAUAACUUCCGGGCAAUCUAUCCAUUCAAGUGCAAUGGACCUUGAUGGAAUUGGCAAACAGCCAAGCUCCACUAAAGAGAUCAAAGAGAAAUCUUCUUUAUUUGACCAGAAAGAAGAAAAGGGGGCAGCAUGUGUUGAAUCAAAAGGCAAGUUAUCGAACGUGAGACAGAGGCCACCACCACGCAGAGAUCUUACUGUGCCACGUGGAUUGAAUCUUCCCAAGCCACCAACUCCUCCAGAAGUGGAAGAAGAGUUUUACACAAUAGCUGCUUUCCAGACAACAAUUCCGGAUGGGAUUAGCUUUCAAGCAGGACAAAAAGUUGAGGUAAUAGAAAAGAAUUUAAGUGGUUGGUGGUAUAUUCAGAUAGGCGAUGAAGAAGGGUGGGCUCCAGCUUCUUUCAUCGACAAGUACAAGAAAUCAAGUAAUGCGUCAAGGGCAAAUUUCCUGCUUCCUUUAGCACAAGAAUUGGCAAAGCUUAAACUUCCAGAUACAGCCACAGGAAGCAGCACUAACGAAGACAGUGCCUUUAUAACCAAACCCUUGCCUAAAGAGCCACAAUCAAGUGAUAUUGACAUACUGAAGGAUCGGAGAGCAAGGGAUCCUGGUAAGAGCCCAGCUUCUGACAACAAAUUCAAUUCUCCAUCAAAUAUAGAAUGUCAGCCCAAGUCAUGUUCUCCUUCAAAUAUAAUGAAGGAUGAUGCUUCCAAGUUUAAUAAAGAGAAAACAGUCUUUCCACCAAAAAAGGAAUCAAUUAACAGCAAGUUUGAGUUAGAAGCAGCAGAUAAACAAUCAAAGGGGCCUUCACCAAAGCUCCCUGUACCAGUGGGCAUUUUACCAGUGUUGCCACCAAAAAUGACAUCGAAAGGAGACAAGAAGCCAAGUGCUGAAGCAAGUAAAAUGACACAGCCAAAAGGACAUGAGACGGGGCCUAAGGUAUUAGCAAGUGAAAUUGCUAGGCCUAAUCUAAAGCCUGUAGGAAGGCAAACAAAGACAAAGCCUGAUAUAGAAGACAAAUCAGUGGAACAGUCUCCAACUCUACCACCAAAGCCAAAACCUCUGCUGAGACCCAAGCCACUUCCCAUCACAAAAGGAGAAAGUCAUUCAGAGUCUGAAGUUGAUAUCUCUAACCUGAGAAGCAAGUUGAGAAGAGCAAAACUGCCAGAAAAAGUGGGGGAGCAGGACUCUUCCCAGAAUGUUAUUGGCAAUCAAAAUUACUCAAAUAAUCAAUCCUCAGUGGACCUGCGUAACAACUGUCAUAGGGACACAGAAAAUGAAUCUCAAGUGAAGCAAGAUUUAGGAAUGAGCUCCAAAAUAAGUGAUGUGAAAGUUCUUUAUAGAGAACAAAAUGGUGUAGUAAAUGAACUGAAUCAUAGGGAUGAAUCAAAUAUUGCUGAUGAGAAAGCAUGUGCUUCCAAGGGUUUGAAAUCAAUUGAGAAGAAAAUGGACGAUGCUCAACCAAAGGGUCCAUUCUCAGCAAGCAAAGAAGGUCUGCCUCGUCCAAUCGUGCCACCUAGAAGGCCUCCACUGCCAAAGAAAACCUCUUCAGAAUCUGCAGACGUGAAAGCCCAGAAAGAUACUGCCUGGGGACAAAAUAAACCUGCCUUACCUCCACCAAGAUUUAAAUCCAGCUCAUCUCAUGAUUACAACAAAGAUGAUGUUAAACCUAAAGGAGGUUCAAAGGAGUUCCUCUUAGCAAAGGGAGCUGUUGCUUCCAAAAUUCACGAACAGAGAAAGGAGCCAAUUAAUUCUCCAAAAGUAACAGAAAGACAGGCUGAAAAGGAAAAGUCUAAUGCUGCAUCUGUGUCCAAAGAUGAAGAAUGCCUAUUUGUAGCUCUUGCAGAUUUUGCAGGAGAUGAGGAGACCGCUGGAUUUAAGGAGGGAACUGUUUUUGAAGUAUUUGAAAAAAAUAUUAAUGGAUGGUGGUACUGUAAAAUGCUGGAUAGUGAGCCAACAUGGGAGGGCUGGGCCCCUUCCAACUAUUUAGUCAAAAAAUAAGUAUCUUAGUAUAGUUUUGUUUCUAAGCACUGCAAGAUGCUUUUUUUCCAUAUGUAAUAUUUAAUUAGGCCAAUAAUUUAUAGUUUUAAGCUUUCCAAAAGCAACUUAAUACAUUCCUUAUAUUUUUUUCAACCCAAGUUGGAACAACAUGGUGUUUAUGGCCACAAUAUACAAGAUUUCAUUAAUUGUUAUAUUUGCUCUUUUUUAUUUAAAAAUCAAAGUAUUUAGUCAUGAUGGCUUUACAAGUCAAAGACCAAUAAAUUAAUUUCCUGCUGGUAACAUGAUGGAGGUUAGGUGGUUUGGGAUCCAACCUUGGUAAUUUGCCAAAAUGUUUUAAAAUCUUAACUGGAACAUUAACAUCCUGGGAGUAAGGAAACGAAUCAUAAUGCCUUCAGAAAUGACCAAGGGUCAUUGGGACAUGUAAAUAGUUGUUGAGAGUUCAUAAUAUCACCAGCACCAAGAACAAAGAGAAAAAAUGUUCAGUCUACACAGUCAGAAAAACAAUGUUAGAUGCUAACAAAUAAUUGAAAAAUUGUUCACUUACUCCAAACAUAGUUGAAUAACAAGUGAAAUUUUGAAAGCCUUUAUUUUAUCUAAAAAGGUACUAAUUGCAGGUUUCUUGAAAUAUACAUCUUGUAUGAACAAAUUCGGCCAAAGCACUGUUGUUCCUUCUUAAUGUUAACAUUAAUCUGCAUCACGUUUUGUAUUCUAAUUAUUUUAUAUUGUAUUAUUCUCAAAAAGUAGAUUAUGUACUUUAAAACACCUUCAUUGAUAUAUUACUUCAGAAGGCCAUAAGAGUUACAACUAUGAUUAAAGGGGAUGCAAUAGUUUAGCCACUGAUAUAAUGCACGCAAAAGGUUUAACAUUCACUUAUACACACAGGCAACAUGUAGCGUGUGCUAGUUGUAGAGCUUCCCUACAAAAGAUGGUGCAUAUAUAUUUCUGUAAUCUAUACAUAGCGAAACUAACCACAUUCAGAGAUGCUGUUGGUAUAUUUCAAAUACUUCAAAGAACAAGGAGCAGUUAUGUGGAUGAAUGACGCUUUCAUCCAAUCAGUUAGUUUGCGAGGUUCUGUAAUGAUCAGGGAGGUUGAAAUUUAAACAAAAGCAGGAGGAUUUCCUAAUCACUUCAAACAUGAAGUUCACUGUUAUAACCAGUGUACUAAGAACAACUCCCAGAUUAAACAAAAAUACUUCUCUUUUCAUUUUUAUUGCACAGAAUAUGCUUUUGGCUAAUUCCUCAUGAAUGUAAUCAACAUGGGGGUCUUUCUUUACAAGAUAAAACAUUAGUUGUAAUGUAGCAUAGAGUUAACCAAGCUUUAAGAAGACUUGACUGGUAUCAAGUUUAAGUCUCUUGUUUCAAGAGUCUAUAAAUGUGAAACUUGUUUUAAAACUGUAUAUUAACAUGACUUGAUCAAAUUGAACACUUCAAAGUAGCAAAAGUAGAAUACCUCACAUUUGAGCCAGGGAUCAUGAACAGUAUCACAUCAAGCAACACCAAGAAAGAAUAUUGAAGCUAAGUCACUGUGCAAAUAGAGCAUUGUUAAAAUAUUCUUUCAUCAUAACCAAUGUUUCUGCAGCACUGGAAAUUACAUUAGUCAAAUGCCCAUUCCUGUUCUUUAGCUUUGCUCUUGCCUUACAGUGAACACUGUCAACUAAUAUUGUUGAAUAAUACAUUAAUUCAGGGUGCUUAAACACAUGAAUGUGACUAGUAUAUUUUAAUCCAAUCACUUCACAAUUACACUGCUUUGUAAAAGUUGCCUUUGACACUGAAGGUGACGUGUAUUGCCAAAUGUACCUGGAGUGGAAGCUUGACCAAGGGAAUUUCCAUGAGUUUGCCCAUCACAAGAUGAAAUGUCCAAAAGAUUACAUUUUAAUAUUUACAAACUUGCAUUGUGCCAAAUUGUGUGUAUAUAAAUAAAGAUAUACUACGUUGCUAAAAUCCCAGCUCAUAAAAAACAAUGUGUUAUGUGCUAAUCCUGGAGCAUUAUGAACCAAACCUUAUGCAAGUCCCAAAAAGGUUUGACUUGUUAAUAAAUUAGGCACAAGACCUCAAAUUUCUCACCACUUCCAACUCUUGAGCUAUUCCUUAAGUUGUAUUGGUAUCCUGUGACUUUGCAGAAAUGGUGGACCCAUAUUAUUAAUAUUGUACAUCUCCAUAAAAUUAUGUUACCUGCCCUUGCUCAUACGAGUUAUGAAUAAAGAUUAGUUCUCAGAAAUGGAUUGGAUGGUAUUAAUGGCUGCAGUUAUCAGAAAGUUCCAUGUUUGAUCACUUGUGUUUUUUUAAAAAAAAAUGGGAUUAAUGACUUGUUAAAAAUAAAUGCCAACGAUAUGCAUAUAUUUAUAUAUAUCCCUAUUUGCUGCUGAGCCAAGGAGGCAGCGAGAGUCAUCCAUAUAGGUAGACACAAGGGACUGCAGAUGCUGGAAUCCAGAGCAAAAAACAAACUGCUGGAGGACCUCAGCAAGUUGA